UGCGCUGCGCGCAUGCAAUAGCGCAUGGCAAGCGCAAGCAGCCUGUGCGUCGAGCGCAUGCGCGUUUACCUGGAAAUCAGUAGCGCGUCUGGUAGCGCACGUGUUCCCGUUGUCAGUGGGUAUCAUCGGCCAUUUCCGUGCGCUACGCCGUGUUUGUCUACACAAGUUUGCAUGUGUUUGUGGUUGAUGAGAGUUGUCAGAGUUCAGUUGAUUGAUACUGUGACUGUGCAUAGUGUAUAACAUAAUGUCAGAUAGCCAGGAAAGCACAUUGCAGUUCAUAGAAGACUACCGUAAACAUGAACUCCUGUGGAACACUAGCUUAAAAGAAUACAAAAACAAACAACUUCGAAGGGAUGCCAUCAUUGAACUAGGACGAAAGUAUGGACUAAAUGAAAAAGCUGUGAAAAAUAAGAUCAAAAGCUUACGUUGUUAUUUUAGCAAGGAGCAUGAUAAAGUCUGUAGUGCAAAAAGUGGCAUGUCAGCGAAUGCAAAGGAAGUGCCGUCAUGGUUCGCAUACAAAUCACUGUUGUUUUUGAAAGACACGGCCGUACCAUUUCAGACUGUGGACAGCAUUGAUGACAGCACCAACAAUGAUGACAACAAUGAGAUGAAUGUUCCUGAAGUAAACCAAGACACGCAUGCAGAGGACGAUGUGCUUCAUACUUCUCAUCUCGAAUCUCCGAUAGAGGGAACGUGUGCAGUUGUCAACACUACGAGUUCCAGAAUUAACAAACGAAAGAGUUGGGUGACCAGAGAGGAAGAAGCAUUCAAGAUCAUGAAAAGUAUGAUGGAGGGGGGUGUUCCACGGCCGCGUGGGAGGCUGCUGCACUUCAGUGACGGCACGCUCGAGGAUCACAGCUCAGACGAGGAGCACAGCACAGACGAGGAGCGUCCCAACGAAGUCCCAGUGGACCCUAAAACACUGACUUGGAGACCAUGGAUGUGGUACUAUGUAUCAACAGCAGGCUGUAAAACCUUGCAAGUGUGCGACUACUUGGGGGAAUCACUAGCUCACUUUUUUGGUAUAACGUCGCCAAAAUAUCAGUAUGAAAUCGAAGAAUAUUACAGAGCCAAAGCUGAGGAGGAAGAAUACAAGAAGAAGCAAGACUUGGAGAUGAGGGGAUGGUUGGAGAAGCCGACUGGUGUCAAGGUAGAGGAGCCUCUGAGUGUGUCAAGAGUGGAGCAAGCUGACGGGAACAGAGCAGAGAACAUAGGAGAGCUGACAACAUUGUUAUGAUGAACAACUUUACUGUUUCGUACAGUCUGUUAGAAUGUGAUUUGAAUGGUUGAAACUAAUUUUAAAUUGUGACCAAAAUGUAUAUCUAUCUUCCAACAACAUAUAUAUUUUUAAUAUAAUUAGUGUUAGUACAGGAGAAGUCUGACAUACCACAAUUUGAAUAUGAAUUAUUUGCAUAUUUAUUACUGCAUUAAAGGAGGAAUUUUAAUAUGCCCAAGAAAAUGUACCAUGAUGCUUGGUCAGUGAAAAAAGGCUUUCAGCAAUUGAAGCAGCAACCACGGGAAUAUGUCUCUUCUUCCAGUAAAGUCAUUUGAUUGGAGCAAGGCUGUCGAGACAAAUUUAGGGCCCGGGGCCAAAUUAUUUUGUCGGGCCCCCUCCCUAUUACUUAAUACCCAACUCUUCAAACCCCUCACUAUUAAAAAAAAUGUAAAGGCUUAUUACCUUUAAGAGAUUGUAAUGUUGUAUAAAUAAGAAAGUGAUUUUUAACAGUAUUUUAAGUUUUUAAAGUUUUCUUUCAAUUAUUUUCAUCCCUUUAUAGUUUUUUUUAAAAAAUAUGAGUUUUUUUACACUUAACAAUUUACAUAAUACUCAACAACUUAAAAUAUAGCAUACUUAAUACCAAACUACUUAAAAAUCAAUAGUAAUUUAAAAUUAGUUUUUCAUGUUUUCAUAUCAGUCAACUUUUCAAAAAUAGAAUAAAAAUUCAACGUCAGUGCAAGUCUUGAUUCAAUGCAUAAUGGUCCUAGAUCAGUAAGUAAGUCUUUGUGGACCUAUUUUUGACCUCGGGCAAUUCUUUAUUCUGCUGAGCACACUCAAAACACCUUUCUGCUCAAACAACAGAAACAGGAAAAACAGGAAAAUAUUUCUAACUCCGAACAAAAUUAGAAUCCAUGUAUGUUUAAUAUGUCACAUUACAAAUAUGUUUUAAGCUACCUUAUUAUUAUUAUUAUUGUUAUUGUUAUUAUCUAUAUGUGCACCACUGUUUCUUUCAUGAGAUUUCAGAUCUUGGAACUUACAGGUCAUUUAAUUAAUAUUCCAAGCAAACUGAAGGCAACUGGAUCGAAAAAAGUACACACUUAUAUAUAGCAUGAAUCUGCUUCACCAACUGUAUAUGUGCAUUGUGCCCACUGUAACAUGCUAAAACUGAAUGAACACUAUAUAAAAAUCAAGAAGCGUACAUAAAACUGAGUUACUGGCUGCAACAGAAGCUGUCCUGUUCAUUAUCAAGCUGUCGUGGCUGGCAGAUUUUUCAUUGUCUUAUCAGAUUUUUAACAUUCCGCCGCCAACCGAUAACCAAGCCUCCUCCUCACCUAAGAUGAAACAAAAUAUCUCAUACAUAUACUUUUUGUCUCUUCUCAUAGUCUGUUAUCAUACCUAAAUUUCUUCCAGGAAAACUUGCUUGUACAAAGUUACGGUGGCCAUGACUGUAAACAUGAUAUGAGCAUAUUACAUAACUGGAGGUUUAUAUACUUUUAACUUUCAUCCUGCUAUCAGGGUAAAUCCACACAUUAAAAAGUCUUAAAUGUAAUCGGGGCCCCUCUUGCCCAGGCCCCGGAGAAUUCCCCCCCCCCCCCCCCAACCUAUUUUAUGACCUUGGAUUGGAGGAGUGUCACAUUUACUGUGAUUGAUACAACAAAUGUUAACAGUAGGACCUUUAAUUUUGUUUCUGUGGAGCAGUAACACACACCAUAAAACAUAUUUAGUUGGUGAUACACUGGAAGAAGAAAUGCUUACCCUAGAGAUUUGAUGGUGUAGUUAUAGUGAUGCAGGGUGGGAAAUAGUAGCAAAAACUUCCAGUUGAUGAGUAGAUGAUUGUAAAAUGGUGUAAAGAAUCAAAGUUUCUUGCAGCAAAGUCAGACUGACAAGUAAGUAUACUUCUUUCAUUUUGGUUUAAUAAAGUUAAUUGAUGAUCUUAAGCUAAGCAUUACCUGUCACAGAUACAUACCACUUUAUUGAAAGCUUGAAUUUAUUUUAAAUUGUUUUGUUUGUGAGCUUACUGCAUAAACUGCACUGUACUGAAGUCUGCUGUUUCACAAGACAAUUACAGCCAUGUAAAAAGAGUCAAUUAUCGUAAACAUAAUUAUUUAAUUUUUAAAGUAAUUUAUGUGCUAAAGAUAUAAAUAAUUUAAUAAUAGAAAUAAGUUCUUCAAAUAGUUUUUGUUUAUAAUUAUUGCUUCAAUUAUUAUUUAGUUAAAAUGUUAAUUUUAUGCAUAUUGUUUUAUCUGUUUGGAACACAAACUUAUGCAUUUAGGUUUUCUACUUAAAUAUUCUCUCAUCCCCUAUUUAAUCUCUCUUCAUCACAAGACAUUUUCUUCAACAUUCUCACUUCAACCAUGUUAUUAUAGUCUUUACAUUAUGUUUUGUAUAAUUCUGCUCUCUGUAAUAGUGUCCUGUGGUGCUAUUCUGCAAUAUUUUCAGUGUUAAAUUAGUUUUUUUUUUUUUUUUUUAACUCUGUUAAAACAUGUAAUAUUGUGAACUGGCCUAGUGCUAAAUUUUGCUAUAAAUAUAUUUAUCAAUAAAUGUGAAUGCUCAUAAGGGUAUUCAAGA
Messenger RNA from Bacillus rossius redtenbacheri, 3784 nucleotides. RefSeq names its product protein FAM177A1-like. The coding region runs from base 245 to 1237 and encodes 330 amino acids. The transcript is spliced from 6 exons. Lineage: Eukaryota; Metazoa; Arthropoda; Insecta; Phasmatodea; Bacillidae. The record is from RefSeq and is a predicted model, not a curated record.